AGCAAAUAGAAUAUCGAUGUUUACGGGAUGGCAAGUGUCUAGUGAUACGACUGAAUAGAAACCGUUGCCAGUAUUGCCGAUUUAAGAAAUGUUUAGCCGUAGGAAUGUCUAGAGACUCUGUACGAUACGGCAGGGUGCCAAAACGAUCGAGGGAAAGGAGUGUGGAUGAACCGUCUCGGGUAACGACGUCAGACACGGACCAAUCAGACACUGAGACGAAACAAUUGGCCGUCUACGAGGUCAUACUGAGCGUUUCUCAAGCCCAUCACGCCAAUUGCGGGUACACGGAAGAGCAGACGCGCACCCUCGUCCGCCACCCGCUCGCCCCGCCCCCCUCUAGCCCCGCCCCCGACUCGGGGGCGGCCUCCUCCACGGCGGAGGCGGCGGAGCGGGAGCGCUGCUGGCUGUGGCAGCAGUUCGCCGCCCGCGUCACGCCCAGCGUGCAGCGCGUGGUGGAGUUCGGGAAGCGCGUGCCGGGAUUCUGCGACCUCGGACAGGACGAUCAGCUGAUCCUGAUCAAGGUGGGCUUCUUCGAGGUGUGGCUGGGCCACGUGGCCAGGUCGACGGGCAGCGGACAGAUGACGUUCGACGACGGGACGAGCGUUAGUCGGCAGCAGCUGGAGACCAUGUACGAUAACGAUUUCGCAGCAUCCCUGGUCCACUUUGCCAACACGUUCAACGCCCUCUGUCUGAACGACACGGAAGUUGGUCUGUUUUCGGCUGUGGUCCUGCUGACGGCUGAUAGGCCUGGCAUAACCGACGUCAAGGCUAUCGAACACCACCAGGACAAGCUCAUCGAAGCUCUCAAAGUUCAGGUGAGCCGGAACCAUCCCAACGAGCCCCAGAUUUUCUCGAAUAUCCUUAUAAAACUACCAGAAUUGCGGAAUUUGGGUGCAAAGCAUACGGCCCAUCUCGACUGGUUCCGAAUGAACUGGACUAAACUGAAUCUACCCCCCUUGUUCGCGGAAAUUUUCGACAUCCCCAAAUCCGAAGACGAUUUGCAGUGACGCCGAAAACGCGGGAAGAAGAAAAUGGCAGCUGACAGACCACUGACAGACGACCAGAACGAAACAUUCGUUCCGUGAUGACGGAACGAACCGCCAUGAAUGUGAUGUUCUGUGCGCUAGAUGCCUCUCUUGCUCAAAUGUGCUAAAAGGCUGAAUAUGUGUGGAAGUGGAAGAAAUUUUUCGAAGUCGUUUUCGAAAAUAUGCAUCUCUUCGUGAUUGACAGGGUCAUCAAGCUUUUUUAUUUAGGUGAAUUUUAAUGGAAUUUAGUUGUUUAUACGUGUAUACAUAUCAUUCUCAUUUUAUGGUAAUUUUAAGAAAAUGAUCUGAGGCCUCAGUAUCAUAUUAUUUGUAUAAAUACGCUGCGAUUUUAUAUUUUACAAUUUCGGUGUGGAAGUUCUGUUUUAUGUGAGUUUAUAUAAUUAUAUUCAUGUUCAAAAC
Molecule: messenger RNA, 1445 nt
Organism: Phaedon cochleariae (mustard beetle)
Lineage: Eukaryota; Metazoa; Arthropoda; Insecta; Coleoptera; Chrysomelidae
Source: the annotation of a GenBank genome assembly